UAGAAUCAGGAAAGAGAGUAGUAACGGCUUUUCAGACACUGAAGCGCCUUCUUCAACAUAAAUAACAUCGCCUGUUUCUGCUGACUUCAGGAUUUGGUCGGUCAUCAGUCGAACAUGUUUUGAUAAAAAAAAAGAUUACUAUAUAUUUGGCAUUUUUAAACACAUGUCCGCAACGUGUUUUACAAAUCGUCUUGCAAACUGAAGAGAAGACACGGAUGCUGAACAUUUCGAGUUAUCUUUGAUGUCACACAAUCAUCAUGGAAGAGAUUCCUGUCAAGGUUGCUGUGCGAAUAAGGCCUCUGCUUCCAAAGGAGAUCCUCCACAAUCAGCAGGUUUGUGUGCGAGUGGUCCCCAACACGCAACAAGUCAUCAUGGGAAAGGACCGGGCCUUCACCUUCGACUUUGUGUUUGGACAGAAAUCUCUGCAGAAUGAAUUGUACGUUACUUGCAUAAAACCCUUGGUUUUGUCCCUGAUUGAAGGAUACAAUGUCACAGUGUUUGCUUACGGGCAGACUGGAUCAGGAAAGACAUACACCAUCGGUGGAGGUCAUGUUUCCUCAUCUGAUGAAGAGAAAGGCAUUAUUCCACGUGCUAUUCAGGAAAUCUUCCACAGCAUCUCUGAAAACCACAACAGAGACUUUACAGUAAGGGUGUCCUAUAUAGAAGUCUACAAGGAGGAACUGAGGGACCUGCUGGAACUUGAAACGUCUUUCAAAGACAUGCACAUCAGAGAGGAUGAAAAGGGAAACACAGUGAUAGUGGGUGCCAAAGAGAGCCUAGUAAAGACUGCAGAUGAAGUAAUAAGUCUGUUGGAAUCUGGAAACGCUGCUCGUCACACAGGGACCACGCAAAUGAACGAGCACUCCAGCCGCUCCCAUACCAUUUUCACCAUCACUGUCGGCCAGGAAGGCUCAAAAUCUGAAGCAGAUCAGUUACAUGAUGGGGAGCCUGAGUCUGGCCCUCACGACUCUUUUCAGCUUAUAUCUUCUAAAUUUCACUUUGUCGACCUGGCUGGUUCAGAAAGGGUCGCCAAGACAGGUAACACCGGCGAGAGGUUUAAGGAGUCAAUCCAGAUCAACAGCGGGCUGCUGGCCCUGGGCAACGUCAUCAGUGCCCUGGGGGACCCCAAGCGAAAAAGCCUACACGUACCUUACAGAGAUGCCAAGAUCACCCGUAUUCUGAAAGACUCGCUUGGGGGUAACGCUAAGACUGUAAUGAUUACCUGUAUCAGCCCAUCUUCCUUCAAUUUUGAUGAGUCUCUCAACUCCCUCAAGUAUGCCAACAGGGCCAAGAACAUCAAAAACAAGCCCAUUGUCAACUACAACCCAGACUCAGACCGUAUGGAUGAAAUGGAGCUGGAGAUAAGGGCUUUGAGAGAGGCGCUGCAGAACCAGCGGGCCAGCCUGAUGACUCGCGCCAGCCGCGUCUCCCAGGACCUCCCAGGGGGGCAUGACAAAAACCGCAUCCGCGCCAUGGAGGAGCAGCUGGCUGCGCUGCAGGUGGAGUGUUACCAGUACCGUGCCUGCACUGAGGAUGCCUGCCAGUUCCUCCUGGAGCUGAAGGGUACAACCAGUCUUCCCAAAAUUCAUAAGCGCAAGCUACAGGAGUGGCUGGACACAGUGGAGGAGCUCCAGAGAGAGAACCCAAGCACCUCAGAAGCAGACAGCGGAGUCGGCAGCGCUGGAGAGGAACCCCAUCACAUCACCAUUCUGCAGCUCAAGAGAGAGUUGAAGAAAUGCCAGGAUGCCUUGACUACAGAUGAAGAGGUUUUCGUUCAGAAAGAAGCUGAACUUAAGGAAUUGCACGCUCAGAUUAAGUCACUCCUUCAGGAAAACAAGGAGCAUUUGGCUGCUCUAGAAAACGAAGAAAGCAAACGACGGAUACAGAAUGAGAAAAUGGUGGAGCAGCAACUAAUAAUAGAUCAGCUGAGGGAAGGACUACUGAGUGUCAAGCAGAAGUCCUGCAGUUGUGUGAAUGGUGCGGGAGAUGCAACAGCCUCAGUGACCUCUUCCAAAAGACCUCACAGUGUUCCACUCAGUAACAAACACCAGCCAGACUCUUCUCAGAACAUUCCCAGGCUAGACACCAGAAAGGUGCACACAAGCCCCCCUGCGUACUCCCUGGAAAGAGUAAUGGCUGCUUUCAGAACCCGAAGCCAGAUGCUGCUAGCACAAAUUGAGGAGCAAGAUGAGGUUCUGUGCCACGAGAUUACUGAUAGCAGUGAGGAAGAAGAAAAUGAUGACGAGAAGAAAAUGGAAGGGAAGUUGUCAUUCAGGCGUUCUAUGAAUCGUACCUGGACUCGGAGACAGACUCCAUUAGUUACUGAGCCAAACCUCCACGAUUUGUUCAUUAAUCAUAAAAAGAACAAUGUCCAGAACGAGAAUGAACCUGAGACUAAACAUACUACAGGGGAUGAGCUUGAGGCAGCCUUGGCAGAGGAAGCAAGCCUCAGACAAAGCCAAACUCUAAAUCUACAUAAUCUAAAGGAUGCUGAAUUAAGACUUACACAAGCCAAGCAGAAGACAAAGGAACUAGCAAUUAAUAUCAGAAUGAAGGAGGAACUUAUUAAAGAAUUAGUGAAAACAGGUAAAGAUGCCCAGGAGGUGAACAGACACUAUUCAGUGAAGAUUGCUCACUUGGAACAGGAGGCUGACCAGGCCAAGAAGGAGCUGGCAGAGACCCAGAAACAACUGCAGGAGCUGGAGAGCAGAGAGGUUCAGGACGGUACAGAGAUAGCCAGGCUACAGAGAGAGUUCCGCAAGAAGGUGGAUACAGCUAAACUCAAAGUGCAGGUGCUACAGAAGAAGGAGCAAGACACAAAGAAGCUGGCAUCUCUGUCAUCUCAGAGUGAGAAACGGCUGACAGAGUUGGAGCAGAACGUGGACCACAUGAAACGGCAACAAGCCCAGCUUCACAAAAAACUGAGGGAGGAGACUGAAAAAAAGAAAAAACUGGAGGCAGAGAUAUACAGGGAUCAGCAACGUAUAAAAGAUCUGCAGUUAAAGACAGAGCAGCAACAGAAAAUUCUGAAACUGAAAACUGAAGAAAUAGCUGCAUUUAAAAGAAUGAAACGUGCUGUCAGCACUCCGGAUGAGCAGAGAUUAGAAAGGCAGCGGAAAUGGCUUGACGAUGAAGUUGAAAAGGUUCUGCGGCAACGACAGACUUUGGCCGAGCUCGAAGAUGAGCUGAAGAAGAGAGAGGAGAUUAUUGCCAAAAAAGAGGCCCUUUCACAAGGAAUGAGCCAGCUGGAGAUAAAGAAACUGCGAUCCAGUCAGGCUUUAAGCAAAGACAUCUUGACACUGUCAACUCGCCUGAGUGUAGUGGACAAGGAAUUGUCGGAUAAAAACAACCAGUUCCAGGGCAGCAGUGCAGAGAACAAGAAGAGGAUUUCCAAAGAGGUGGAGGUGCUCCAGCAAGAGAGGAACCAGCUGCUAAAGAAGAGAGACUGCCUCGAUGACAAGCUGAGGAAUGGCAGAGUGUUAACUGUUGAGGAGGAACACAUUCUUUUCCAGCUAGAGGAAGGUAUAGAGGCUCUGGAUGCUGCGAUCGAUUAUAAAAAUGACACUAUUGACAGCCAGCAGCACUCUGUUAGGGCUUCUACUGAAAUGCUGACAUCCAGUGAGGCCGGGAUCAUGGUUAAGCUCAGUACUCUCUCUUUCUCUGAGAUCAAAGCUCUUCUCUUCAGAUACUUUAAUAAGGUUGUGUGUCUGCGCGAAUCAGAGCGAAAGCUCCAGCUGCAGUGUGAAGAAAUGGGGAUACAGAUGAAAGAAGAGGAGCGACUCGUCCAUGAGCUGGAGUCUGCUCUGGAGCGCCUCACGCUGGAGAUGGACAGGCGUCUGACUCUGCAGCAGAAAGAGCAUGAACAGAAGAUGCAGUUAAUAUUGCAGGGGUUCAAAGAACAAGGCAGUGAUGGUCUUGCAGAAAAUAUUAAUAUUUAUGAAGCUAAAGUUCAGCAGCUGGAGAAAGAUUUGUUCUUCUACAAGAAAACAAGCAGAGAGCUAAAGAAGAAAUUGAAGGAAGUGGUAGUGGAUUCACUCAACCAGCAGUGUGCUUCAGCAAAAGGUAAUGGGGAUGAAAAAAGUGUCAGCAUCUCAGAAGAGGACAAAUGGCCUACCAAGUUUGAAAGUAACAAAGCUAAUGCAAACUCUCAAAAGGACAGUGCUAAUCUUCCAACAACUACCCAAGUACAGAAGAACAGCAGAAUUUGGGAUGCGAUUGCAGAAAUAGCCCAGACUCCCACUUCUGCAAGCAGGAGGCGUUUAGCCUGCUAUGAGGAACAGUCAGCUGGAGAUGAAACCCCUUAUUCAAUCACUGCUCUUUCAUCAGUUUCAAAGACUGGAGACAGUGCAGCACAGCUCGUAACUCCAGUCAGGGUGUCGAGGAAGGAACUGAGGCGGAUUUCUGCAUCAGAACUGUCAACAAGACGCUCCAGCCUUGGGGCCAGUGUGACCUCAAUCCAGGAAGACUCCAUUGAAAUAGCACGAAAAUCCACUGACUUUAAACAUUAGUAAGCACUUAACUGGAGCCUUUAACAGCUUCAAGAAAAAGGGUUUAUAGCAUAAACUUAAGAGUGCACAAAACACAUUCCCCAGAUAGAAAGUCAAAGUAAAAAUAAAAUCUACAGUUGUAUA
Molecule: messenger RNA, 4631 nt
Organism: Polyodon spathula (Mississippi paddlefish)
Lineage: Eukaryota; Metazoa; Chordata; Actinopteri; Acipenseriformes; Polyodontidae
Product: kinesin-like protein KIF27
Exons: 18
Coding region: 258-4508 (1416 amino acids)
Biological process (GO): mitotic spindle organization; microtubule-based movement
Molecular function (GO): microtubule motor activity; ATP binding; microtubule binding
Source: RefSeq, a predicted model, not a curated record